AUGGCUACGCCUGCAUCAAUCCCGUCCGACCCUCGCCGGGACACAGUUGUGCGAAUCAACCGUAAGACCCGCGGAGGCCGUCAUCUCUGGUAUCAGCUUUCGGUUCUGCAACAACCCGAGCGUGCUCGAGCAUGCGGUGCUGGUAAUAAGGCCAACAGUGACCGGCGCCCUGUUGACCCUCCGCCCGUUGUUGAGCUGAGGAUUCGUCAUGGUGACUCGUGGGAACGGGGCAAGGACAUUACAUUCGACUACAAUGCGAGCUUCUUCCUAUACGCCAGUCUGGAGCAAUAUAGAAAGAUAUCUUCGGGGCGCAUGGGGACGCAGCAACCUCCAAUCUUGACCGGCGUGCCAGCUUCUGGCAUGGCCUACCUCGAUCGCCCAACCGCAGCCGGUUACUUCAUCUUCCCCGAUCUUUCCGUCCGCCACGAAGGCCAGUAUCGCCUCUCUUUCAGCCUUUUCGAGACGACCAAGGAGGAGAUAGACUUUGAUCUCGAUCCUUCCCAGGGCGACCUGCCCCCCGGAGUGGAUUGGCGCAUGGAAAUCAAGACGAACCCUUUCGACGUGUUCAGUGCGAAGAAGUUCCCCGGUCUGAUGGAAAGCACGGCUUUGAGCAAGGAAGUCGCCGAUCAAGGGUGCCGCGUGCGAAUCCGCCGUGACGUGAGGAUGAGGAAGCGGGAAACGAAGCCCAGGGACCAUGAUCGUCGGGACGACGACUACUCCCGGCGAAGGAACCCUACACCCGCCAACGAGGAUCCUCACAUCGCACGGGCCCGUUCGAUGAGCAAUUCGAGUGACCAGCAACACGGCCCAUAUGCUCCCGACCGACCUCGAAGACCGUCUGCAAUUGAUACUGCGUAUCCCCAACCUAUCCAGCCAGCGUACGAAGCACCGUCUAACCGCCAUCUCUCCUUCGGUGGCGACAACGGCGGCCCUCAGUAUGCUGCGCCUCCUCGCGGAUAUUCUCACCACCAUCCACCGCCAUUGGCGCCGAUGUCUCCAAGCGGGCCUUACACGCCUAGCUCCCAAUAUGCAAAGCCGGAAUCCCAACAAUCGUCUCAUCCUCCAAGCCGAAAUGGGCCACCAACUUGUCAAUCCCCUGCAGUUGGACCUGGCAGCCAUGAUCGCCGACCUUCUGGCAACUACAUUCCACCAUCCCCGUCGGUCUACUCAUCUGAAGGUCAUGUUCGCCAUGAUUCUCAACACUCCUCGUAUCCUCCUACGCCUGUGUCCCGGCAUCCGCCCAGCGCGAUGUUUGGUCCACAAUCUCACCCUCAAGCUCCUCAGACCCAAACAGCUCCACGGACAUCCUCAGGUUCCAUCAAGAUUGCGCAUUUACUAUCGAGCGAUGGUUCAUCCUCGUCUGAACCUCAACUCCAACCGCGACGGAUUGAGCCAGCUCCACAACCACGCCACAUCGAGCCAGCUCCUCAACUACGGCACAUCGAGCCAGCUCCUCAACCACGCCAUAUUGAGCCCGCUUACCAACCGCGGCGUAUUGAGCCUGCUCCGCGCCCGCUCUUGCCCUCCUUGGCACCAGGCGAGAUGAUGCAGCCAUAUAGAAGUGAUUCUGCUUUGCCACCAAUUCGGACGGACCACAGCUACUACCCACGUCCAUCUCUGACGGGUGAGAAACGGAAACGUGACGAAGUCUUUAAUGAAAGCGCUCAACCCUUGCAUAAUAGAGAGCGACCAGAUGAUCAUCGCGCUCGCGGUGUGCAUGAUGACUUACCAACCGACACACGUGAACAAGGAUUUUACUGGAGGGCUGAUGGCACUGUCGGCGAGGCGAGAUUCAAGCCUUAUCCACUAGAAAUUGGCUGGCGUCAAUAA
Messenger RNA from Clonostachys solani, 1830 nucleotides. The record is from the annotation of a GenBank genome assembly. NCBI's taxonomy places the organism in Eukaryota, Fungi, Ascomycota, Sordariomycetes, Hypocreales, Bionectriaceae.